Schistosoma spindalis is the source of this 688-nucleotide messenger RNA. The record is from the annotation of a GenBank genome assembly. Lineage: Eukaryota; Metazoa; Platyhelminthes; Trematoda; Strigeidida; Schistosomatidae.
CCCAACGUUUUCCAGAGUUAAUUACUCAACUAUGGUGGAAACCCUGUUCUAUCCAAACGAUCUCGAGUCACUGACCGGUCGAAAGAUGAACGAUACCACCGACUACGAAUAAGGAAACCACGUAUGCCAUUCAAACUAGCCUCCUUCAACGUUCGCACACCUAUGCAGAUCGGACAACAGUUUGAACCGGAUAAGGAGGAAGAAGACAAUGUGUCGGAACCUUCAAGCGAAGAUGACUCAGAUGAUAUGAGUGAACAAGGCGAAGUUGAAGAUCUUGCUCUGGAUGAUUUCGAUUCAGAAGAAGAUGUCGCUGUUGGUGUUAUCGAUACAGAACUGUUUAAUCCAUUGGAUAAUGUCGGUGUCAGGUUUAGGAAUUAUAAGUUUGGUUCUAGUCCUAAUACCCUAAAUAAAAUCACUCGGUUGCAGUUUGACCUUAGCACCAGAUCCUACGAAUCUGCUCAAAGGGGAGAUGUUAGCGGGACAUGGAUUAGAUUUAAGCAUGCUCCAUGCACGAUUGCUUUGGCGCACGCUGAUUGGCUGAUUCUUAUCCAAUCAGCGCUAGUCGAUACAUGGAGAAGACUCUAGAUUCUUUUUAUGUAAACACUAUAAAUAUACUAACGGUUUUCUUUUUGUGCUUCUUACUUCCAUCUAACCUUGUUAUUUGGAAUACAAUCUCCUUCCUGCUCAA